AUGGAUAAGGCGGAAUCGUCAACACGGAAUGGAAAGAGAGCUGACGACAGGAAGUGUCUUGGUGAUCACGAUCCAUACCGUAACAAUGUUACAGGGGGCGAUCCAGCGUUUUCCGGUGCUGCUGGGGGCGAUUUGAACCGUAACAGUGUUACAGGGGGAGACCCAGCGUUUUUCGGUGUUGCUGGGGGCGAUUCGAACCGUAACAGUGUUACAGGGGGAGACCCAGCGUUUUUCGGUGUUGCUGGGGGUGAUCCUACCUGCACAGACAGAAGUCGAUGGGAGAAGGCGAUGAUUUUAUUCACUACGUUGAAGGAUAAGAUCGCUAAGACUCCAAUUUUCGAACAUUUUGAUCCGGAUCGCCCUCCAGUGAUCGUAGUCUAUACUAGCAAAUGGGCAGUAUCUGCAGCUUUGCUACAGGACACGAUGGAGCAUACUGGCCUGUAA
Messenger RNA from Peronospora matthiolae, 444 nucleotides. NCBI's taxonomy places the organism in Eukaryota, Oomycota, Peronosporomycetes, Peronosporales, Peronosporaceae. The record is from the annotation of a GenBank genome assembly.